AUGAGCGACAGGAAUGUAAAACGGGGACUGUUUGGAGGUAGGAACCCGCAGGAGGGAUUCAGCACCCCGAACACCUCACCAGCCAUCGAAACUCUGAGGCAGCAGGAAACAAAGACGGCCCCCGGGUCCCCGCGGCGCGGCUGCCGUCACGGUGGGAGGGGACAGUUACCUUUCCCGCACUCCUCCCCGCAGCCUCCCACUCUUCAAAACCCGACGCCCCCCAGAGGCCCCGGCGACCACCAGGGCGUCCCACGCAGAGGGAAGCGCCGACUCCGGGAAUAUCCCGACGUGACCGCGAGGUUGCCAGGCUCACCAGCAGUCUGGACGCCCCGCCCGGGUGGAGUGUCCCCAAAGCCUCCGGAAGGGACGCGCGGGCGCAACGGCCGGGCCGGACCGGACCGAACGGACCCUAGCGGCCGACGGACAAGGGGAGGGGUGUCGGGGAAGGAGCGCGGCGGGCAGCAGGUGGGAAGCGGCCGGAAGGCGGCGGGGGAGAGCGGAAAUAAGGCGGAGAGAGUCUGCGUGAGCGUGACUGAGACGGACGGGAGGCCGCGGUCCCCAGCCGUUAGCAGCGGUUUGGCAGUGCCCCCGCUGACCCCAUCCUCUCCUCACCCCGUCGGGUCUUCAAAUCUUGGGCCUAAAUCCCUGGGACCAACGACCACAAACCGCCGCCGCCGUUUGGGGGGGAUCAGUCGGUCUGAGAAGGGGGCUGAAGGGGGAGGGGAGCCCACCGGGGGAGCUCGCGCUGGUCCACGCGCCUCGGCAGGCUCCCAGCGGGCGUCUCGCGCUGUGAGCCUAGACGGCCUCACGCGGUGUGGUGCCUUGACCAAUCAGCAGCCAGCCCCUCCCUGGGAGGCGGGGCCAAGGAUUAAAUCUGAAGGAGGCUCUUGGGAGAGGAGUAAAAGGCUUGGAGUGACGGGCAUUGUAGCCAAUUGGGGCGAGAAGAGCGAAUUUUAG
Castor canadensis (American beaver) is the source of this 957-nucleotide messenger RNA. Lineage: Eukaryota; Metazoa; Chordata; Mammalia; Rodentia; Castoridae. The record is from RefSeq and is a predicted model, not a curated record.